CUCCUGAAAGGUCGGAAGUCUGCAAUCAAGGCUCUGUAGUCUGUAAUUUGACAUCUGAAAUCUCAAGGGUGAUGUCUAAAACCUGGGCUCUUAUCUCUCAAAUCUAAGAUUGUGACUCUCGGGAGUGAACUCAAAGGAACGAAGACCAAAAUCUGAUCUCCGAAGUCAAGUAAGGUGUGGCUAGUGAAGUCUCUGGAUGAAAUGUGAGGUCGAAGGUCUGAAGUUUGAUGUUUGUGAUUUGAAAUAAUCCAUUUGCGAUUGUGGGAGAGGACUGGAGCAUUCACACCAAAGCGUCUCAAACAGGAAAUCCGCAUCCUCAUCCCAACCUUGCUUCAUCAAAUGAGUUUUUCAGGGCAAUUCCAGCCCCUCCCUGUCAUUUCUCACUUUAAGAGUGCUUCUUGUUUGUCAUCAUCAAGAGUGUUUUCACGCAGUGCAGCGACGGUACGUACUGUACGGAUGCGUGCCUUGAAGGGGGGGCGCCGCCUAUAAAUAAGUGACUCGGUCUGCGUGUGAGCAUCUGAGGCUGAGCUGUGGCCUCCGGCAGCUCCCGGAUGUCGGUCAAGCUGCGAUUCGACUCCCCCUCUGAAGGGAAUCCCAUGCGGCGGAGUCGCUCCUUCGCAGGGUUCGGCUCUCUGACGGGACGACGGCGGCCUUCCUCGGCUCGGAACUCGCUGUGCUCCACACUUGCCUCUGAAAGAAAAACUCCACGCGCUCCUUUAGCUUCCAGAAGAGGAUUGGGAUCUGUCUGGUCCCCGCAGCCAGAGGAUGUGGACCGCGUCUUCCAAGCGCUACGAAAAGGCCUUAGAGAGCACGUGCAGCGCCACCAGACCGAGAUGGACUUCUUGUCGUCACGCCAGAGAGAAACCAAAAGAAACUCUCGACUGGCUUUCCAGUACGAUCUGGAAAAGGAGAUUCGAGCACAGGAGAGGUUCAUCCGAAGGCUUGAAUUCCAAAUCAGCAAGGUGGACGAGCUGUACGAGAACUAUUGCGUCCAGUGGCGCCUCUGCCAGGGAGCCGUCAACAUGAAGAGGGCCUUUUCUCUGGCGCCCUCCACCAGGGAGUCCAGGGAGAGUCUCCUGGAGCUCGGACGCAACCACAGGCACAGUGUGCAGGACAUGUCGGCCAUGGAGGAGGAGCUCGAAGUCCUGCUGGGACAACUUCACGUCAAGAUGAAAGGUCUAAUUGGCUUCGCCCGGCUGUGUCCCGGAGACCAGUAUGAGGUUGUGGUGCAGUUGGGCCGACAGCGCUGGAGGAUUCGUGGUCGGAUCCAAAGCGACGAUGCGCAGUCCUGGGACGAGGAGGAGAAGCUCUUCUUACCUCACAUCAAACACGACUUUCAGAUCAAGGUUUCCGAGGCCAAGGGUCUGGGCUGGCAGCUGGUGGGCACGGUGACCUGUGCCAGCGCACACUUCUUCGUGGCGACUCCCCAACUCAUGCUGGUCGACAUCACCCAGCUGGGGACCCUCAAGCUGCAACUGGAGGUUACCUGGAAUCCGUUGGACAGCGGCGAGAAGGUGGGGUUUUUGUCCACGAGGAGACCAUCCGGGCGGAGCGGGAAGACUUCGGUGCAAAGUGCGACCGCCCCCAGCACCCCGUCCUUCUCGGAGAAGUACUUCCUGUCCACGGUGCGAGAGCCGCAGGACGCAGGGCGAGAAGAAGCCUCGGUCCCACUCGGGCUGUCUCAAAGUCGGCGGGAAAGGGGCGUGUCCUUACUGAGCUACCUGUCGCACGUCUCCAUCGCAUCUGACCAAUCGCAGGCCAAGACGCCACCGAGCCAGAGGAGCAGCAUAGCCGAUAGUCACGCUCGUCUUUCCCUCGGCGAGGACGCUGAGGAAAGUGUGACCGGGAGGCGGAGGAGGAGGAGGAGGAGGAGGCUGGCCGAAGAGGAGGAGGGGGAGUCCUGGGGAGGAGUGUUUGCGUCACCUUCUUCUCUCCUGGACCUACGCAGGUCCAGCAUCCCCGACAUCCUCAAAGACAAGCACGACAACCCUGCAGGAAGUCCCGUGGAGUCCGAGGAGGGUCCGCCGCAAGGCGUCGGCGAGGAGCUCAAAGACGUGCGGGACGCCGCCUCCCCCCCGCCCCGAGCCGUCGCGGCCCCCCCCCCUUCUACCGAGGUGGGGCACAGCGGCGCCCGGUGGCGGGCGCAGGCCCUGCGACUCGGGGCGUUGCUGGCCCAAGUGGAGAGGAACUUGCGGAAACGGGGGAGCUGCGAGACCCCCCUGAGGGUCCUGAAGCAGCAGACGGAACACCUCGACACCAUCCUGAGGAACGGCCUAUCCAUGAUGAGACGCUCGUUAUCUGACGACACCUUGGCCGUGGAGGAGGUACUUUGCAGCUUUGACUUCCUGUCACAUGAUGAUGACGACGAUGCUUCCUGUUUCACCAGCGCCACCUCUCCGGGGAGCGCCAGUCCCCUCUGGCAGGGCGACCGAUCGGCCGUCGAGGAGGAGGCGCCCGUGGUCCCGCUGACUUGCGGGAACUCGGGCCUGGACCAGGCUCUGGAGACGCACCUGGAAGCAUGCUGCGUCCUGCUGGAGAUGCUGCAGAGGGUUCACUUCUGUUUAGCACGCGCGGUUCUCCUCGAGGACGUUUCUCAACAAGCGGAUGUCCUGAAGACGAUCGGUCGCUUGCUGCUGGAGGACAAGGACAACGUCUCCGCUGAAGAGCUUCUCCCCGAGGACCAGAGGAGCAAAGAGUUGGCGUCGUUCUGGGCCGACUGCGUGAAAGACGCCGGUUCCUCGUCUCCGUUCUGCUGCAGCUCGGACGACUUUGUGGAGGCGUUGAGGAGGAGAUACUCGCACCGAAUUAAGGCCAAAGUCAAGGCCAAGCAACCCGGCCUCCCCAAAAGAGUGUUCGGCACGCUGCUGCGGCAGGUGCGGGCAGCCAGCGGGGCGGCGCUGUGGCCUCCUCAGCCCCCGUGCGCCAGCGCCAGAGUGAGCGUGUUCCAGCUGUCGCUUUACCUGAGACGAUGUGACAUUCCGACGCCCGGCGAGCACGUGGCCCGCCUCUCCAAGGAAGAGUACUUCCUGUCGGCCGUGACGGGUCCCGAGCGCAGGGCCGCGUUGACCCGGAUGAGGUCGCGGGACGUGGCCCGCCUCCUCCCGCUGGGGGUCACGCUGCAGACGUUGGCGGCCCUCCAGGCAGAUGCCGACCAAAAAGUCUGCCGGUCCGCCAGGCGCUGUUUGAAGCGAGCCGGCGCGUGCGCCGCGUUCCGAGCCAGGGCGCUGGUUUACUACACGGAGAGUUUGAGGAGCACCGACGUGGUCAUCCAGCGGAACGCGUGCCUGGCGCUGCAAUGCUUGGCGGCCACGGAGAGCGUGGACCACAUGGUGGAACUUCGCAGGUGUCCCGAUGAGGCCGUCCGAAACGCCGCCAAGGAGGCGGUCCUCUCUUUCGGUAAAAAAGGCCACGCGGCCUUCCAGAGGAUGGAGCAGCUCGACCUGGAGCUGCAGGAGGAGUUUUUCCAGAACUUGGAGACUGAGAUCACUUUUCUUUAAUGACAACUUUUGCCUUCCCGCACGCAACUUUGUAUACAUAUUUCAAAACCGCUAUCAAAAUCUUGUCAUGUCAAUAAAAGAAC
Syngnathoides biaculeatus (alligator pipefish) is the source of this 3580-nucleotide messenger RNA. It is a transcript of the gene ripor3, whose product is annotated as RIPOR family member 3. The transcript is spliced from 25 exons. The record is from RefSeq and is a predicted model, not a curated record. Lineage: Eukaryota; Metazoa; Chordata; Actinopteri; Syngnathiformes; Syngnathidae. The coding region runs from base 552 to 3497 and encodes 981 amino acids.